AUCGAAUCUGAAAAAGUCAAUCAACUGUCAGAACUUAUUCAGACGAGUAACGAUACCGUUAAUACAAUUAAAAUGGCCAAUUAAGGAGUCCAGUGUAAUCCUUAAUAAAGGAGAUGAUCGAGAUUUAGAAAAUUUAAUGGUUAUGCUUUACUUCUUGCUGACUUGACUUAUCAAGGUCAGAAUUCCUCUGAUGACCCAUUUCUUUAGUUGAGAACAGUCUAUUAUAAUUUCACUAACAAUGUGACGUGUUCUGCCCGCUGUUUCUUCGCGAAGGUAGAGUCAGUAAAUUUUAAUCGAUUGGAAGCGAUCGAUGCCUUGUUCGUGGCGGACAGAAAGGAAAAUGUUGCUGGCCGAUGGACGAGAAUUCUUCUGGCAUUACGCGGCCAAGUGCCCCGGAAUUCGAGCGUCACGAGGCGGGAAACUAAAAAGAUAGCAUCGACGAUCGGGCACGCGGUGAUUCAGGUACUGAUUCGCGAACGUUUAGCAUGUUACCAGUGUUAUUUUUCGACGUUGAAGCAUUUGAAUGAAUUGUCAUCAAUGACAAAAGAAUUAGUGUGGACAGAAGGCAAAGAGAGUAAGUAGGUGAAUAAGAAAAUGAUGUUCACCGGUGGUGCUCACGCGAAGAGGCGCAACGCAGGCGGUGGUUCAGGCCGGAAGUCCUCCGCGGACGGUAGAAGCCCACGAGCUGGAAGAAGUCCGCAGGCUCGUAUGAGCCCGCAGGCACGCGUGGGCGCGGAAGGAUACACUUACAGAACCAGAAUUCCAGUACUAAAUCCAACGGAUCUACCACCGACAACGUCCACAGGGAAAACAUAUGUAUAUAAAACCAGGGUUCCCCGACGGGAUAUCGCGGCUGCAUCUGUGUCUCCUGCACGAGAAAAAAACAACAUUGGAGGAGCAAUUACUAAAAGAAGAGGAGCAGUAAAACAUAACAAGGUGCACGUGGUUCGAGGUCACAAACUAGUUGCAAAAUUCUUCAGACAACCGACCUUCUGCGCCUUUUGCAAGGAUUUCCUUUGGGGAUUCGGAAAGCAAGGGUAUCAAUGCCAAGGUAAAUAUUAUAUCCCAGACAGUACUUUUUCUGACUGUACCGGCCACGUUGUACCUCUAUUAAUAUUCCAUUCCUGCGUUUCAGCCUGCCAAACAGCGGUACACAAGAAGUGUCAUGAUAAAUUGUUAACCAAGUGCCCGGAAAGUGGCAGGGAGUCCGAAAACACGAUAGUAAGUGCAUCCGCUUUAUACAACUUCACCGUACAAGCGACAAAUUUCCUUUAAGAUUUAUGAGAAUAAUUGAUAUUCGUUUGUCCAUUUCCUUUAAUGAGGAUCAGUGGUGUUUUUUGGUAUGCUAAAAUUUAUGUUUAUUUCUAAACGCCGAGAAUUCGUGUGCAAACGUUUGCUCGUGAUGUAACGGUAAAUUCUACCAAAUUCCGAAUAUUUUCAGACAUAAUUUUCCAGUAAUUUAAAACCCGAAAUCCAAAUUUGUGUCCCUGAAAACAGAUCUAAUUAUAUAUAUGUGUUUUCUUUUUUGUAGUAAAGACAUGGAAAUUUUGUGAAAGUAUCUGAUAUCUAUUUUUAUAAAAAGCGGUUAUGUGUUAUUUCUGGUAGCCCACAUUGCAUCUGUUUAUGCUAUUUGUUCAAAGUAACGCAACAUCUAAUCUUACACAGAAUCGUUCUAAUUUUGUUAAUACUUGUUCGAUGGCAGUACUUGAGGGAGCGUUUCAAGGUAGAUGUGCCUCACAGGUUUCGUCCUUAUACGUUCAUGUCACCGACCUUUUGUGAUCAUUGCGGUUCCAUGUUGUAUGGGUUUUUUCGACAAGGUCUCAGAUGCGACGGUAAGUAAGA
Bombus pyrosoma is the source of this 1842-nucleotide messenger RNA. Its product is annotated as putative protein kinase C delta type homolog. Gene Ontology annotation, molecular function: protein serine/threonine kinase activity; ATP binding. Bases 595 to 1275 code for a protein of 226 amino acids. Gene Ontology annotation, biological process: protein phosphorylation. The transcript is spliced from 3 exons. The record is from RefSeq and is a predicted model, not a curated record. NCBI's taxonomy places the organism in Eukaryota, Metazoa, Arthropoda, Insecta, Hymenoptera, Apidae.